Messenger RNA from Rotaria sp. Silwood2, 2001 nucleotides. NCBI's taxonomy places the organism in Eukaryota, Metazoa, Rotifera, Eurotatoria, Philodinida, Philodinidae. The record is from the annotation of a GenBank genome assembly.
AUGGCUUCUGGUUUAGUAACAAAAGAAAUUGAAUCUCGUAUUAAACAAUCUCCUGAACACCUUUUUGAAGUUUUUCUUGAAAUUCAUCAACCGAUCAAUAACGAGCCACCUGCAAUUUUAAUUCAAUAUCCAAAUGAUUUCUCAGAUCAAAUACUCAAAACAGCAGCUAAUUUUGCAUAUCCAUGUCAAAUACCAUCUGAUGAUCAAAGUGAAUAUUUUACAUUUGUUGUUCUUGAUUCAACAAGUUUAAUUUUCCGUUUUGGAUAUUGUCGUCGAUCUAAUCGAGAAUCUACUUGUUUAUGCAUACUCAGUUAUUAUCCAUGGUUUGAGAUAUUUUGUAACAUUCUUAAUGAUUUAUCACAAAUAAUUAACACACAAUCAGUCGCAGAAGUUGAAGCAUUUUUAUCAUCAUUGUAUAAUUAUAAAUUAAUGUCAAUUGAAGAGUUCUACAAAAAUGGAGCAAAAGAAAUUAUUGAGAUUACUAAUCUUUCAAAAAUUCAUAGUUAUCCUCGACCUGAUCAACGUAAACUUCCAUCAAUAUCAUCUAAUAGCAAUUUUACAAUAAUGUUUUCUCGAUUGGGUCCAGAUACGAUUUUACGUCUUUUUGCACAUCUAAUUUUUGAGAGAAGAAUUUUAUUUAUCUCAUCAAAACUUUCUCAUUUAACUGCAUGUACUUGUGGAUGUUUACAUUUAAUUAAUCCAAUGCAUUGGCAAAGUAUUUUUUUGCCAAUUCUUCCCGAAUCUAUGACAUGGACAGCACAAUGUACAGCACCAUAUAUUAUUGGAAUACAUUCAAGUAUUUAUUCGAGAAUGAAUAAAAAGGAGUUAGGUGAUGUAGUAAUAGUAAAUAUUGAUGAUAGAAGAAUUGAAUCUCAAUAUGAUGAUGUAAAUUUAUUUCCUAAACAUUUGAUACGUAAUAUGAAAAAAGAUAUUCAACAAUCAUCGCAAUUUAUUGAAGAUCACUUAGCAAGAAUUUUUCUUCGAGCUAUGGCAUUUAUUUUUGGAAAUUAUGCAAGUGGAUUUGUAAUAAUAAAUGAACAAUUAGAUUUUGAUAGAAAUGUUUACUUGAGACAAUAUCUUAAAUCUGACUUGUAUACGUUUAUGUCUUCCGUCGUUAAUACACAAAUAUUUGAACAAUUUUCUCGGCAUCGAACUUAUCUACAACGUCAUCCUGAUAUUGAUAUUGAUGAAUUUGAUAUUGAAGUAAAAAAUUUUGAACAAAGCAAACAAUUAAAAACAACUACUAAUCCUCUUAUUGAACAAAUACAAACUAUAGCUGCAAAGUUACAACCUGUGAUAAAUAAACCUGAAGAACGAGUUACGAAUGAAAGUUCAUCCGUAAAAGCUCACUUCAUGUCAUUUGAUAUAAACAAUACUAUUCAACGAAAAACUGACGAUAUAGUCGAAACAAAUCAUCAAACAGUUCAACAGUCAAACCCAUCAAAUUAUUCAAGUGAUAAAUCACCUUCAUUAUUUCAUUAUUCAACUCCUAAAUUUUAUCAAGAUAAAACCAAUCAAUUAAUUGAUUUUAAUAUUGAUGAAAAUCCAUUAUUACCACGUCCUAUGGAAUUAAAUAUAAAUAAAACACCUGAAACUCCUCGUUCAACAACAUUACAAAUAAAUUCAAAAAUAAAACAAUUACAAAAUGAACUUCAGUAUAAAGUUCAAACAUUUAAUAAUAAACCUAUUGAUCCACAUCAUGAAUACAAUGAAGAACAAAAAGAAAUCAAUAAACUUAUUGAACAAUUCGAUCCACUUAAUAAUUCAAACAAUGUAAAUCAAAUAAAGUCAAUGACAUUUCAUUCAGAUAUGAAUAGAUCUGAUCGUCACCCAUCGAUUUCUGAAACAAUACCAACAAAUUAUGUGAAUAAUAUGCUGAAAAAUAUUCAAUCAAAUUAUGAAAUCAAUACUCAACUGAAUUCAAAGCCUAAUAAUCCUGCUCAACAAAAUUCUUAUUCUUCAUCAGAGACGAACGGAUCAAAUUUAAUUGAUUUUGAUUAA